Messenger RNA from Tripterygium wilfordii, 738 nucleotides. RefSeq names its product probable ADP-ribosylation factor GTPase-activating protein AGD15. Lineage: Eukaryota; Viridiplantae; Streptophyta; Magnoliopsida; Celastrales; Celastraceae. The record is from RefSeq and is a predicted model, not a curated record. Gene Ontology annotation, molecular function: GTPase activator activity. Bases 1 to 738 code for a protein of 245 amino acids. The transcript is spliced from 7 exons.
AUGAACAGUAAGGCCUCCAUAUCCAAAGAACUCAAUGCCAAGCACACCAAGAUUUUAGAGGGUCUGCUUAGGCUUCCAGAGAACAGAGAAUGUGCAGAUUGUAGGAGCAAGGCACCAAGAUGGGCAAGUGUGAACCUUGGAAUAUUUAUUUGCAUGCAAUGUUCAGGAAUCCAUAGGAGUCUUGGAGUGCAUAUUUCUCAGGUAAGGUCUACAACUUUGGACACAUGGCUACCGGACCAGGUUGCUUUUAUGCAAUCCGUGGGCAAUGGAAAAUCCAACAACUAUUGGGAAGCAGAACUGCCUGCAGAUUUAGACAGAAAUGGAAUCGAAAGUUUUAUCCAUGCCAAGUACAAGGAGAAAAGAUGGGCUUCAAGAAGAGGUGCAAGACCUGCAGCAGCAAGAAGACAUUCUCUGGAGGAAGAGCUUCUCACCACACACACCCAACAACUACUUGUUCCUCACCAAACAAGAACUCGUCGGGGUUCAUUAGAUAUGUCGAACAAGUUCUCAUUGGCACCACCAAAUGCGAAUGCGAAUGCGAAUGGGACACAAUUAAUUGAUACAUCGACGGCCACAAAGAAGGAGAAGAAGAUGAUGAAUGACAACAUUGACAUUAACAUAGAUCUCUUCAGCUUGCCUCCCACUUGUAAUAAUAUUAAUGUCCAUGACUCCAACCAGGAGAAGGAGGAAGACAGUUUUGUUAAUGUUCCUCCCUCCUCUUGGGCUACAUUCGAUUAA